Contarinia nasturtii (swede midge) is the source of this 675-nucleotide messenger RNA. RefSeq names its product dual specificity protein kinase CLK2-like. The transcript has 3 exons. The record is from RefSeq and is a predicted model, not a curated record. NCBI's taxonomy places the organism in Eukaryota, Metazoa, Arthropoda, Insecta, Diptera, Cecidomyiidae. Bases 229 to 660 code for a protein of 143 amino acids.
AUGAUUUAUGUCAAAAAAUUACUAAAUUCUUUAGUUUGAUUUUUUAAAUAAAUAAACAAUUUUAAAACGAUAAAGCAAGAAAUUGCAGUGAAUGAAUGAAAAAUUGAUAGAAAAUUACAACAAAUUGCCUAUUUAAUUAUAACUAUAAACUAUUGAAGUAAAAAAGUGAAAUUAUUCAUACAGGAAUCAACAAUCUUGACGUAUGUCUAAGUCAUUAUUAGAAGAUCGAUGUUCAUAAGCAUACACGGAUCUGUAUUUAGAACUUGGAAGCGCUUUGCAACAAUCGUCACGAAUUUUUGUUAUAGUACAUUGAAUACAAAUCCUGCCAUUGAGAUGCCACGUUCAAGAAGACGUCAUAGAGAGUCUAGGUCACAGUCUAGGUCAUCAAUGUACAGAUUGGAGAAACGACGAAGAGUUGAAACUGAAGACAGUCUAAGAAAAUCUGCAGGAAGUUUCGAAAUAUCAACCCGACGAAAACAAUCAGAUCGUACGAAACGCUCACAUCACCGUAGGAGUCCAACAUCUACGCGACAUGGCUAUCGGCAACGUCACAGGGAAAAUAGAGAAGAAAGGACACACAGUACUACACGACGGAAAUAUCGUGACCGUACAAUUAAGGACAGGAGUCCUGUAAAGGUAAAAACAAACCAACUUAUAUAAUUUUAUUUAUGUAGU